GUUAUUUGUGGGACGGCGCCGGUCCCCGGAUGUACCGCGAUGCCGAAAGUGAAGCGAAGCCGAAAGCCGCCUCCUGAUGGCUGGGAGCUGAUUGAACCCACCCUGGAUGAACUGGACCAGAAAAUGCGGGAGGCUGAAACUGAACCUCAUGAAGGGAAGAGGAAAGUAGAAUCACUGUGGCCUAUCUUCAGACUCCACCACCAGCGAACACGUUACAUAUUUGAUCUGUUCUAUAAAAGAAAGGCAAUUAGCAGAGAGCUCUAUGAUUAUUGCAUAAGGGAAGGUUAUGCUGACAAGAAUCUCAUUGCGAAGUGGAAGAAACAGGGCUAUGAGAAUCUGUGCUGUCUUCGCUGCAUCCAAACCAGAGAUACCAAUUUUGGAACAAACUGCAUCUGCAGGGUCCCCAAGAGCAAGCUUGAAGUGGGCAGGAUUAUUGAGUGCACACACUGUGGAUGCAGAGGCUGCUCUGGUUGAAUUUGUCCGUAUUGGAUGUAAGGGGUUUUAGUUUAUGUAUAAUCAUUUUUAUUUUGAGUCAAUAUUUGGACCAUAAUUAGGACAAGAUGUAUUCUGUACACUUUGGCUGUCUUCUAACUAGCUUUUCUUUUCCUCAAAAUGGAAUAUAAUGAAUUAAAAUGUAUUUUAAAAGUGAAGUUUCAGAGCACUGUAGUCUUUAUAAAAUAACAAACAGUUUUAGAACCAAUAAAAUGCACAAGUUGACCUGGAUGGCAUUCAUGUCCACUCUGAAUCACCAUGUUAUAAAGGCAGGUAAUUUGACUUUGGGUAAUUAAACCUUGGGUUACUGCAGACAGCCUAUAAAAGAUGACUGUGGCUGCUCUGGGCUGGCUCGUUCUUUCAAACUAAUUAAUCAAUACUAAACUAUUAUUGAAAGUCAUCCUGUUCUAUAUCGUUGGUUAUCCUUUUCUGUUGAUUUGAUCUGCACUUAAAAGUUACUGUGAAAUAAAGUUAAUGUUCAUUUUCCUGUACUGUUUGUUUUGCUUAAACUUUCUACAAAAAAAACUGAGUGCCAAUUUCCAGGUCUGUUUCCGGGUACAGAGGUAGAUAAAUUUUGUUUCGCUCAUUAGCCUGCAUUGUCACCCAUACAAAGUAAACUCUUUACUGCAUAAGGCUCCUUUGUUAUCAAGAUCAGUAAUAAUAAAGAUCAAUACGUAUCUAAUACCUUGUAUUCAGAAGCAUUUAUGUGUCCAAGUUUAGCUCUUGUACUUAAUUAAAAUGAAGAAUAUGGCAGAUGUUUUUUGCAAUAAAACCAUUUGAAAGAUGA
This is a messenger RNA of Stegostoma tigrinum, 1279 nucleotides long. RefSeq names its product BUD31 homolog (gene bud31). The transcript has 4 exons. The coding region runs from base 40 to 474 and encodes 144 amino acids. Gene Ontology annotation, biological process: mRNA splicing, via spliceosome. Lineage: Eukaryota; Metazoa; Chordata; Chondrichthyes; Orectolobiformes; Stegostomatidae. The record is from RefSeq and is a predicted model, not a curated record. Gene Ontology annotation, cellular component: spliceosomal complex; nucleus.